Molecule: messenger RNA, 753 nt
Organism: Aspergillus nomiae NRRL 13137
Lineage: Eukaryota; Fungi; Ascomycota; Eurotiomycetes; Eurotiales; Aspergillaceae
Exons: 4
Coding region: 1-753 (250 amino acids)
Biological process (GO): vacuolar proton-transporting V-type ATPase complex assembly
Cellular component (GO): Vma12-Vma22 assembly complex; extrinsic component of endoplasmic reticulum membrane
Source: RefSeq, a predicted model, not a curated record
AUGGCGCAAAUUCCCACUCCUCCUGCGUCUCGCCAUGGUUCGGAAUCACCCGAAACCGAGCACAAACAGCCUCCGGGAGUUGACUCUUCAGGCUUAUUGCGGUCGCUGGACGCUCUUCUCGAACGGUAUCUCCAUCUCUUAGAUCGUCAUCAGAAAUUACAAGCCGAACUUGCCACAACUCUAUCUUCGGGGUUUCUCUCACUCGCUCAAGCCAACUACACUUGCCCCCCAGGCCGGAGAUAUGGAGCAGACUACUACGAUGAACGUAUGAAAGCAACAAGAAGGGUGGCGUUCAACGCUAAUGAACGAGGUGUCAUCAGGGAACUAGAACUCCCUCCAUCCUCGACCAAAGAUGUCGAGGCAUCUAGUGUGGGUGAAUCGUCCGAUGAAUUUACCAAGCGUGGCGACUAUGGUCGCAUCUUUACUAUAAAACAAGCUACAGGUGGUAGUGCAGAGGAACCCUCUGAGUGGAUUGGAGGAGAGAGCCAAUCUCACUCGAGUAAUGCGUCCACACUGGAAUGUGAGGGUCCUGAGAGGAAGCGUGACCCUAAGGCUGGGGAUUCCACAACAUCAUCGGAUAACCCUGGGGCGCAAGAGCCGGCAGAGACAAAGCUAGAUCUUCGGGGAAGAAGCCCCGUUCUUCCGACCCCAUUAGAUGGGGGUCCCUUGCCUGAGCUGGCGAGUGUGAUGGUCGAGAUGCAGGCUGUGGAAAAGGAAGUGAAACGUGUGCGCGAGAAGAUAGACCAAGCAUGA